GUACGAUGACACGCUCUGCUUGGACUACGACUAUGAUGGAAACCACAAUGCUGCCAUGGCCGAGUGCCAACAGGGCAAGAAGAGCCAGCGGUGGCAAUGGGAUGUCCAGGUUUCCAAUGGCAAGCUGAUGACAAGGCGGGACUCCAAGUGCUUGGACUACAACCCGUCGAAUGAUCGCGUGUACAUGCACGGCUGCCACGACAAGGCGAAUCAGAUGUGGUACUUCGAGGGCAAGGCCUUGAAAACCAAGUACAGCAACAAGUGCCUCGAUUACUCCGACGAAUAUGUGAGCGACGAACAUGGCAAGUGGUGGGGCAACAUCUUCAUGGGUGAUUGCGAUGGCUCGCCGAGCCAGCAGUGGUAUUUUGAUGGUGAGGCACUCAAAACGGUGUCUGCCAACAACUGCUUGGACUAUCACGUUGAGGAGUCGACGGUUUUCAUGUACCAAUGUCAUGGAGGAAACAACCAGAAAUGGCACUGCUUCUUCGACGGAUGUCCAAAGUCCAAAUGA
Messenger RNA from Symbiodinium sp. CCMP2456, 511 nucleotides. NCBI's taxonomy places the organism in Eukaryota, Dinophyceae, Suessiales, Symbiodiniaceae. The record is from the annotation of a GenBank genome assembly.